AUGGUUCUAGAAGGAAAUGGUGUGGGUGAAGGCCCUGUCCUGCAAAAACCAGGCAGCAAGUGUAUAGGCAGGAGGGGCCAGGGCAAAGCAGGAGAAGAUGGUGAGACUAGCACCAGAAUUGGAGAGUCAACUUCAGGGGAGGAAAUUACAGUAAAAUCUGAACCAUUGACUCAAGAAUCUGGCAACCCUAGAGAUGGUAUUCCCCAGGAUUCAGAAUGCAAAGAAUUCUGUGGAUUAAUGGAUAAAUUAAAUGAAAAUGAUCAAAACCACUUUAAAAGAACACAGUAUAGCUGUAAUGAAUGUGGGCAAAGCUUUGCUUGGAAUACAGAACUUAUAAGACAUCGAAGAACCCAUCAGGAGAAACCCUAUAAAUGUGACAAAUGUAGAAAGGCAUUUAGUGUAAGCUCAGCUCUGAUUCUUCAUCAAAGAAUUCAUACUGAUGAAAAACCCUAUCCUUGUAGAUGGUGUAUUAAAUGUUUCAGUAGGAACUCAGACCUUAUUAAACAUCAAAGAGUUCACACAGGUGAAAAACCUUUUAAAUGUGAUGAAUGUGGGAAAGCUUUUAGUCAGAGCUCAGAUCUUACUAUACAUCAGAGAAUCCAUACAGGAGAAAAACCCUAUCAGUGCAAUCAUUGUAGUAAAAGUUUUAGCCAGCGCUCAGAUCUGAUUAAACAUCAGAGAAUUCAUACCGGAGAGAAGCCUUAUAGAUGUAACGAGUGUAACAGACAUUUUAGUCAGAGUUCCGAUGUUAUAAAACAUCAAAGAAUACACACUGGUGAAAAACCAUACAAAUGUAAUGUGUGUGGAAAAGCCUUCUGUCAGAGUUCAGAUCUUAUUCUGCAUCAGAGAAUCCACACUGGAGAGAAACCAUAUCCAUGUAAUCAGUGUAGCAAAAGUUUCAGUCAGAACUCAGAUCUUGUUAAACAUCAAAGGAUCCACACUGGAGAGAAACCCUAUAAGUGUAAUGAAUGUGAAAAAGCUUUUAAUCAGAGCUCAGUCCUUAUUCUGCAUCAGAGAAUUCACACUGGAGAGAGACCUUACCCAUGUAACCAGUGUGACAAAACCUUCAGUAGACUUUCAGAUCUAAUUAAUCACAAACGAAUGCACACUGGAGAGAAGCCUUAUUCAUGUAAGCACUGCAGUAAAGUGUUUAGUCGACGAUCAGAUCUUGUUAAGCAUCAUAGAAUUCACACAGGUGAGAAACCCUACAAAUGUGAUGAGUGUGGAAAAUCCUUCAGUCAGAGUUCAAGCCUUAUUCUUCAUCAGAGAAUCCACACUGGAGAGAAACCUUAUCCUUGUAGUGUGUGUAUUAAGAGUUUUAGUCGUCGUUCAGACCUUGUCAAACAUAACAGAAUCCACACUGGGGAGAAGCCAUAUGUAUGUAAUCAGUGCAAUAAAAGCUUUAGUCAGAGCUCAGACCUUACCAAACACCGGAGAAUUCACUCUGGGGAAAAACCCUGUCAUUGUGAUAGUUGUGACAAAGUCUUCAGUCAGAUCUCUGACUUUGCUCUUCAUCAGAGAACUCACACGGGAGAAAAACCAGAUACCUGCACAGAGCAGUAA
Molecule: messenger RNA, 1563 nt
Organism: Sorex fumeus (smoky shrew)
Lineage: Eukaryota; Metazoa; Chordata; Mammalia; Eulipotyphla; Soricidae
Product: zinc finger protein 271-like
Exons: 2
Coding region: 1-1563 (520 amino acids)
Biological process (GO): regulation of transcription by RNA polymerase II
Molecular function (GO): RNA polymerase II cis-regulatory region sequence-specific DNA binding; DNA-binding transcription factor activity, RNA polymerase II-specific
Source: RefSeq, a predicted model, not a curated record